Messenger RNA from Colletotrichum phormii, 1905 nucleotides. RefSeq names its product GLE1-like protein. The transcript is spliced from 3 exons. Gene Ontology annotation, biological process: poly(A)+ mRNA export from nucleus. Bases 153 to 1625 code for a protein of 490 amino acids. Lineage: Eukaryota; Fungi; Ascomycota; Sordariomycetes; Glomerellales; Glomerellaceae. Gene Ontology annotation, molecular function: translation initiation factor binding; phospholipid binding; inositol hexakisphosphate binding. Gene Ontology annotation, cellular component: cytoplasm; nuclear pore cytoplasmic filaments; nuclear pore. The record is from RefSeq and is a predicted model, not a curated record.
GUUCUUAGUUUUGUUGAUUUUGUUUCUCUCGGUUGUCGGUGCAAUUUUGCAUCCCGCGCCUGACCCCACCGCCCGAUGCCGUAGGGCCCGGUCUCAACUCCCACCUACGACCACACCAUCGAGGCCGUUGGCAGCCAAUUGUGCCACCAACCAUGGCACACUCAUCUCCUUCGCGGAGAAGCCAGCACAAUGGCAACAUCAAGUCAAGCCCCGAGCGAGGCUACACCGCAGACUUCCUCUCCGAGAAUCGAAACUCGGAGCUGAGCCAUCGCGACGCUCUCGCCGCCGCCCAGCUCGAGCACGAGCGUGUUCGCCUCGCUGCUCUGAGGGUCUAUGAGGUCCACCAAUUGCAGGAGGAGAAGCAAAGGCUGGAGGCUGAGCAGCGGAGGAUAGCACAGCUACAAAAAGAGGAAGAAGAUCGUCUAAAGGCCGAAGCAGCAGUGCGCGCCGAGCAGGAGAGGCUGAGAGAGCUCAAGGCCAAGCAGAUUCCCCAACUCCCUCCCGAACCCGAGCCUGAACCGCCCAAGCCGGAGCCGAAGAAGUCUCAAGAACCUCAGGUCGGCGCCGCGCCGACAACCCAAGCCAAUGAGUUCCUCGCGAAGCCCGCAGCACCUGCGGCCCCUAAACCUGUUGUUCAGCCAGCCGCGCCUGCGCCGGCACCAGCUCAACGUCGCGUUGACAGGUACACCGAGAUACACCAAGCUCUCAAGAAGCUGCGCAAGGACGUCGAAGCCCUGUCGAAACAACCUGGGAAUCCGUUGAAGGGCAAAUUGGGUGAUAUGCGGAGACAAAUCAGAAAGUCUAUUGGGCAACUGACUGCUGGGAAGGGAGCAAACGCGCAACCUCUUGCCACGAUCAAUGCUGCACUACGCGAAUCUCUCGGCGGCCAAGUCCAGUCACCUCUAAUCGAUGCAAGCAUAUACGUGCAGCAAAACAGGGAGCCAGCCGACGGCGCCGUACACAAUGGCCCGCAGCUGCCGGCCCUGUUCAUAUACCUCCUCAACAUCCUCUCAAAGGCAAUUAUCCAGCAAUUCUCCAACGAAGGCGGCGCGAACCCAAAGUCGGCCGAGCCGGUCGGCAUCGUGACGGCGCAAAUCUUCUCCAACAAGGACUACCACUGGCGCGGUGGCUCCAUGAUCGACAUCCUCAUUGCCAAGUUCCGCGUGGCCUGCCCCGUCCUCUUCGGCUCUAGAGGCAGCGACAAGACGGAGGGCGGCCGCAGGGCCAUUGGCUGGAAGAGGGAGAACGGCAACUGGGUGCCCGAGCAGGCGCACAACGACAGGAUGACGGGCCUCGGUGCCGGCUUCGCGGCCAUCGCCCUCCGAGAUUUCAGCAAGGCGUCCAAGACGAACCCGUACCCGCCGACAAACUACUGGAAGGCCAUGGCACAGAUUGUCAACUCGCCGCCGCAGCUCGUCUCCAACACGCAGUAUGUCGUGCUCAAGUCCAUGAUUGACGGCCACGAGCAGCGCUUUAUCAACUUUUACGGCAACGCCGCCGUCGCGGCCCUCCGGAUGGCGUUGGUGGAGUUCCCUAAGAGGGCUCCUCCGGGGGCCACGGCCGCACAGGCGUUGCAGGUCCUGGGUGAUGUUCUGAGACGAGACUCUGGGUUAGACGUGGCAUAGAUUUGGGAUGGAGAGCGGAGGUAAAGCCAAGGUAGAUGAAAUACCUUUUGUACACAUACAUGAGAGGCAUGGGCUGCCGAUUUCAGGGCAGGGGGGGGGUUUCCAAGAGGUACACAUACUCUGGCGUUUCUGGACAUCCUGGCAUGGGGGUACUUAUACACACCAAAACGACCAAGAGGCAAGAUUUCAAAAUGGCUUGCGAUGGGCACAAUAUCGGGGCUUCAGUUCAGUUCAUACAUUGAGCAAGAUGAGGAGGCCUGGCGGGAAAGAGGAUAUUCAC